Molecule: messenger RNA, 1242 nt
Organism: Aureobasidium subglaciale EXF-2481
Lineage: Eukaryota; Fungi; Ascomycota; Dothideomycetes; Dothideales; Saccotheciaceae
Exons: 1
Coding region: 1-1242 (413 amino acids)
Biological process (GO): fatty acid beta-oxidation; phenylacetate catabolic process
Cellular component (GO): peroxisome
Molecular function (GO): acetyl-CoA C-acyltransferase activity
Source: RefSeq, a predicted model, not a curated record
AUGGCCAGCUUCAUUCAAAAGGGUGCCAAAAACAUCCUGUCCAAACAACCCAACGACGUCGUCUUCUUGUCAGCCCUGCGAACUCCCGUCACACGCGCAAAGAAAGGAGGGUUCAAAGAUGCCUACGACCACGAACUACUCGCCCAUGUGCUCAAGGCGACACUCGAGGCCAAUCCCAACUUAGACCCCGCAAAGAUCCAGGAUGUCCAAAUAGGCACCGUACUCUCAGAGCUUGGUGGUAGCAAGGCUGGCAGAAUGGCUUCCUUGCACGUGGGAGUUCCGGAGACGGCAUCCUUCCAGACUGUCAAUAGAGCAUGCUCCAGUGGCCUUGCUGCCAUCACUGGCAUUGCUCAUUCUAUUGCUGUUGGCGCUAUCGACAUAGGUAUCGCUGGUGGUAUGGAGAGCAUGACAAGAAACUAUGGUAGCCGUGCAAUUCCUACUCAACUCUGGGACGAGCUCAAGAACACAUCCGUCAAAGACGCCAAAGACUGCAUCAUGUCUAUGGGUCUUACCGCUGAAAACGUAGCCGAGCGAUACGGAGUCUCGAGGGCUGAUCAAGAUGCCUUCGCCGCCAACUCGCAUCAAAAGGCAGCCAAAGCACAAAGAGAUGGACUUUUCGACAAGGAGAUCGUGCCAGUCAAGACAAAAACGCGCCCCAACCCAGAGACACCUGAGAACACCGAGGAAAUCACUGUCAGCAAGGACGACGGCAUUCGACCCAAGAGCACGCCCGAGAGUCUCCAAGCAAUGAAGCCUGCUUUCAAGCCUGAUGGUGCCUCCACAGCAGGAAACAGCAGUCAGGUUUCUGACGGUGCUGCAGCAACGUUGAUGAUGAGGAGAAGCACAGCCAUGCAACUCGGACUCGAGAAGAACAUCAUCGGCAAGUGGGCGGGUACCCAAGUCGUUGGUUGCAAGCCUGAUGAGAUGGGCAUCGGUCCUGCUAUCGCUAUACCCAAGCUUCUGGAGUACACUGGCAUCUCCACAGCCGAGGUGGGCAUCUGGGAGAUCAACGAGGCAUUUGCCAGUCAAGCCAUACACUGUAUUAGAACUCUCGGCAUCUCAGAAGACAAGGUGAACCCUAAGGGAGGUGCUAUUGCCCUCGGCCAUCCACUAGGCGCCACUGGAGCCAGACAACUCGCCACUCUGCUGCCGGAGAUGGAAAGACAAGGCCAGGAGAUUGGUGUUAUAUCAAUGUGCAUUGGAACUGGUAUGGGCAUGGCAAGCUUGAUUGUAAGAGAAUGA